Messenger RNA from Scatophagus argus, 1723 nucleotides. RefSeq names its product leucine-rich repeat-containing protein 52-like. Gene Ontology annotation, cellular component: voltage-gated potassium channel complex. Gene Ontology annotation, molecular function: voltage-gated potassium channel activity; transmembrane transporter binding; potassium channel activator activity. Lineage: Eukaryota; Metazoa; Chordata; Actinopteri; Scatophagidae. The transcript is spliced from 2 exons. The record is from RefSeq and is a predicted model, not a curated record. The coding region runs from base 740 to 1723 and encodes 327 amino acids.
CGAGGUUACUUCUGUGUUUUCAGAGCUGCAUUGUGCGCGGAUGGAGACGCGGAGAGGGAGGGAGCGCAGAGAGUAUCACUACGGCAGCGCAGAGCCACAGUCUCACAGCGCUGUCUGAGCGGAGGAGGACGCACUUAGCGCUCCUGUAAAAACCCGACUUGUCUGCUGGACAGCGGUGUACCACACACCGACACACACACACACACACACACACACCACAAGUCAAGGGCAUAUGUGAGCAGGGCGUGAGGAAAAUUUCAAGGCAUCUCCAUCCAGGAUUCAGGGAUUUUGAGCAAGUCAUGUCAUUUGUUUGGAAAGUAAAUAAACAAUGUACUCUGUUGGCCACAACUAAUUCACAAAGAUGAGUCACCGAGGGGAUGGUCGACAACGUUCAGUGGUUCCACGGUCUUCUCAGACGGGACAAAGUCCGGUAAGCUGCACGAUUCUCACCCACAGAGAGAUAAGCGUCUCUCGGUCACCUUCUGAAAUGGUGUCUUGUGGCGACGUGCGUGGCGCGCCAGAGAGCGUGUGAUUGAGUGACUGACCGAUAAUCUUUCUGAGAGAGAAAGAGAGGCUGGAUAGAAACAGCAGCCAGGCUUUCAGGCAGCGACAGCCAUACACUCAGAGAAGCCAUCUCGCCUCUCUCACAGCUCCUCAGACCCAUGCAGGAUGUCCGGAGAGCGCCCGGGAGUCCUGGUCCAGCUCAGCCCGAGUUCAUGACGCUCUGGGCGGCCUCGCCAUGCGUCUCUUGCCCGAGCCCAGCGCCCAGUCCCUCCGGCUCCUCUUCCUCUUUAUCUUCGUGAUGGGGGUGACUCCUUCCCCGGCUCUCACAGCCGGCUGCCCAGACAGAUGCGUUUGCGACGACCAGCUGGUGGUUCAGUGCGCUGGGCAGGAGCUCACCCUGUUCCCCAAUGACCUGCCCCUGGCAACCCGGCAGCUCAUCAUCUCCAACAACCGCAUCGGGGACCUUCCGGCGCUUCAGCUCAACUAUUUGUCCGAUCUGGUCUAUCUGGACUGCAGCAACAACUCUCUGACCGAAAUCUCCGAGUCUACCUUCGGGAAUUUGCGAAAGCUCGCUUACCUGGACUUGUCAUUCAACACUCUGCUGCAGAUCGAGGACCGGACUUUCGGGCCCCUGGCGUCUCUGGUGAUGCUCCGGCUGACGGAUAACCCGAGUCUGGGGGAGAUCCACCCGGACGCUUUCUCUGAGAACGUUGCUCUGCAGGUGCUGGAUGUGAGCCGGAACAACCUGACAGCCCUCAACAUCAGCAGCCUAAUCGCCCUGCCUGCUCUGCGGUCUCUGGGACUCAGCGGCAACCCCUGGAGCUGCGACUGUGACACGGAAGAUCUCUGCCUCUGGGUGCAGAUAGAGGGCUUCAAGUUCCAAGAUGAGGGCCAGACAGUUUGCCACAGUCCCCCAGAGCUGGCGGGCCAGCGGUUGGCAGAGGUCGGCAUGCAGCUACGUGCAGACUGCCACCAAGGCCUGGGCUACUGGGACUACCUCUUCUUCAUCGCCAUUGGCUUUGUCAUCUUCUCAGCCGGCACGGUGUCAGCCUGGGUGAUGGGGGUGCUCAUGGUGCUGUACGAGCGUUACAGCAAAAGGAAGAGCGAAGAGCUGGACAGCGACGACGAGGACAGUAGAGGAGGGGUUGGCGGAGGAGGAGGUGGAGGAGGGGGAAGCCAGGGGAACGGGGAUCUGAGCAAGCCCGGCAUGCAGGUGUGA